CUUCACUUCAGUCGAUCUUUCUCCCGUAAGCUCUGCUGACGUAAAAGUAUCCGAAAAAGCACGCGACACCAAAUAUACAGACACAUGUGACCGGAACUGACCGGGUGUAAAUAGUAUCUGAACCUCACUGGAAAUGUAAAGUUUAUCGACAGAAGAUAUGCGUUUGACGUGCAACUACUAAUCAACCUGGGACAAGACAGAAAUAAUUCAUUAUAUAUUCAUUGUUUAAAAAUUAAUGCCUAAAUUCCCUUCCAGUAAUUAUCAGCUUCCUAACAGAGAACAGAAAGGGGACGUUUGUCAAACCGCUGUCUAAGAAGUGGAUUAACUUCACCUUAAGCACGAACAGAGUUCCAAAUGCAUUUACUCUAAUGUCUUAAGGAUAACAGUUCUGAUAAACUGAUUGUGACGAUACCAUGUAUAGCCAUAUAGUGUGUGCCUUACUCUGUCUCCUACCGAAUAUAACGGUCAUCCUUUCCAUGUGGGAUGAAUGGUGGACGUAUGAUGGUAUUUCUGGUCCGUCACGCUGGGGGUCCUACAACACGGAGUGGGAGCUGUGCGACAAAGGGCGAUUCCAGUCCCCCAUAGACAUUAACCCGGCCAGGAUGAUAUUUGAUCCGAACCUGCAACCCUUGAACAUUACAAACGAAAAGAUUGAUGGAGUCUUGAUGAACACAGGCCAUGAUAUAAGGAUUUCAUUGAAUAAAUCCCACGGAUCUCAAAUAAAUAUCACCGGUGGACCCCUGUCUUAUAAAUAUACAAUUUAUCAAAUAAAGCUUCAUCUGGGAACAGAAAACGACAAAGGAUCGGAGCACAAAGUCGCGGGAAAAGCUUUCCCUGCGGAGAUCCAGCUGUUAGCCUAUAAUUCAGAACUUUAUGCAAACGUUACACAUGCCAAAAAGUCACCCUACGGGAUUGCAGUCGUGGCCAUUCUAGCGGCGCUUAAAGAUCUAGGAAACCAGCAUUUUAGUGUUCUAGUUAGAGCUGCAGAAAAGUUAAAAGAAAAAGGACUCUUUACAGACCUAUAUAAGUUUUCUUUGUCCGAAAUUUUACCCACAACCUUAUCUUACAUCACCUAUGAAGGUUCGCUGACACAGCCAGGUUGCCAAGAGACUGCCACGUGGGUCAUACUGAACAGACCAAUGUAUAUAUCAAAUUACCAGUUGGAGAAACUUCGGGGUCUGACUAGAGGAAAUGGAAUAGGAGAUCCUCUGAUGGAAAACAAUUUCAGGCCGGUUCAGCCGGACAACAGGCGAUUAGUGAGGACCAACAUUCCAGUGAAAGAGGAACCAGAUUGUGAUAUCAAGAAAACAACUAGUUAUACUGUAAAUAAUAAGUUAAAGCCAAGUUAAUAAUCAAUAGGUGUGCUGCUACAAUUGACGGGCUUCCAUAUAUAUAUAUUUGUAUUAUUCUUAUUACAUUAGCUAGUCUUCCAGAGUAUUUAUGUGCUUCAAAGUGUCGUCUAUGCCAUCAGCUCGAGAAAUCAUAUUGAUUUUAAUGCGAGUCCGAGAGGUUUGUCACUUUUCCUGGUAAUGGCCAGGCUGUACACUUCAACCAAGGACUCUCCAUGAACCAGACCAUCAUUUUUCCUGCAUGGAUGAAACAAAGCUUUAGCCGUAUUUGUUUUGUUUGUGUGUGCCAUCUUGACAUAAUAAAGUCAUAUCCCUUG
Molecule: messenger RNA, 1666 nt
Organism: Magallana angulata
Lineage: Eukaryota; Metazoa; Mollusca; Bivalvia; Ostreida; Ostreidae
Product: carbonic anhydrase-related protein 10-like
Exons: 11
Coding region: 414-1349 (311 amino acids)
Molecular function (GO): zinc ion binding; carbonate dehydratase activity
Source: RefSeq, a predicted model, not a curated record